This is a messenger RNA of Pristis pectinata (smalltooth sawfish), 5359 nucleotides long. Its product is annotated as collagen alpha-1(XXII) chain-like. The record is from RefSeq and is a predicted model, not a curated record. The transcript has 56 exons. Bases 1 to 5145 code for a protein of 1714 amino acids. Lineage: Eukaryota; Metazoa; Chordata; Chondrichthyes; Rhinopristiformes; Pristidae.
AUGCUACACAUUCUCAACCUCAACAAAACAACAAAAAAGAAGAACUCACUUAGUACCAAUCACUCAGCAACUAAUGAUAUCAACAAUCCAAAUGAAGAAUCCUUAUCUGCUAAUCACUUUGAGAGCCAGUGCAAAGCAGCAGCAUCAAUGUCAUAUCAAGGCAAUGAGAAUGAAUUGAAAGAAUUUACCCCUAAAAAGCCAAUUAAGCUGGCUCCAUUAGAGCUCUCUGAAGACAUUAGGAAAGCUCAAUCUGAAAAGCUCAAAGAUGUUCAAAUCGAAGCAAAGAUGGCUGCAGAAAAACUGGCUACCAGUGGAGCAAUCUGCAUGGAAAACCAGCUAAAAAAGGUGAGGAAUCACAGGCAGCUGGAGAACUUAGAGAAAAUAAGACAGGCUGAAAAUGCAUUACUAGAAAACCAGAAAUCUUCAAAAUCUCUCAAGCAACAAGCAUCAUUUCUUCCUGCCAAGAUCUCAGAUUCCAUUAUCAACCAUAAAUUUGGAGAAAAAGCUCUUCCAAAUAAACUCUUGGUUCCCAUUACAAGCAUCGGUGCUAAAUCUGAAAUGGUGCAUGACAUACAAAAUUAUAUUCCUGAUGGAAAUCCCGAAGCAACACAUCAGGCUGUAAGAGGGAGAAUAAAGAAAGGAAAAGGCCAUGAAGGUGAAACACGUGGUCGGUCUAAGCCCUUAAAACCAUUACCAUUAACCUUUAGCAACGUGAACAUCAAUGAAGGUUUUAACACUGCAAGCCAGCAGGUUAAAAGUCCUAAUAUUUCUUACCAACAACAAGGGAUGGUGCUUCGAGCUAUGUCUCGAGCUUUGUAUGUCAUCAUAGUUCUGUCAUUUUGGGUUGGAGAGGAGACAACUGCAGAGAGAGCAGGCUGCAAGAAUGUCCACUAUGACCUGGUCUUUCUGCUGGACACUUCCUAUAGUGUGGGCAAGGAGAAUUUUGAAAAGGUCAGACAGUGGGUGGCCAACUUGGUGGACACUUUCGACAUCGGUCCAGAUAAAACCAGGGUAGGGGUUGUAAGCUACAGUGACAAGCCACACACUGAGUUCAACUUAGGUGCUUAUCAAAACACGGAAGAUAUCAAGCAGGCUGCGGCAAGCAUCAGGUACCGACGCGGGAACACCAUAACCGGGGAGGCCAUUGGCUACGUCACUUUGAAUAGCUUCUCACAACAGGAAGGGGGAAGACCCAAUAAUCCGAACAUCCAGAAAGUAGCAAUCCUCUUGACUGAUGGCAGAAGCCAGGAUGAAGUCUUGCCAAAUGCCACUUUGGCUCACUCUGUUGGCAUCAGGCUCUUUGCUGUGGGUGUUGGUGAUGCCCUUAAGGAAGAACUGGAAGAGAUUGCCUCUGAACCCAAAUCUGCUCAUAUGUUCCAUGUUACUGAUUUCAAUGCUAUAGACAAGAUCCGAGGAAUACUGCGGCAAAGACUAUGUCAAAAUGUUCUAUGUCCUAAUGUUAGAUUGGAGGGGAAUCAAUACAAAGUACCAAGGAAGGCUUCCACUAACAUCCCAGGUUUUGACCUGAUGGAGCUGUUCCAUGUGAGAAGCAUUAUUGAAGUGAAGGAUGGAGGAUUUGUUCGCCUUGGAACAAUGCCCAUAGUUCAAAUGACAAAAGAUGUGUUUCCUCAAGGUCUGCCUGAUGAAUAUGCCUUUGUUGCUACAUUCAAGUUCCGAAAAUCCUCGAGAAGAGAAGACUGGUACAUUUGGCAAAUUAUCGACAAAUAUGGAAUUCCACAGGUAUCCAUUCGCUUGGAUGGUGAGAACAAAGCUGUGGAAUAUAAUGCGGUGGGACUGAGGAAAGAUGCUGUGAGGACUGUAUUCAGAAACAGAGAAGUCAGCGGCUUAUUUGAUCGCAACUGGCAUAAGAUGGCACUGAGUAUUCAGUCAGAUAGUGUCUCCCUCUACAUCGAUUGUAAACUGAUUGAUACACUGCCAAUGGAAGAGCGGGAGAACAUUAAUAUCCAAGGAAAAACAGUCAUUGGCAAGCGGCUGUAUGACAGUAUUCCAAUUGAUUUUGACCUUCAGCGGAUUGUAAUUUAUUGCGACGCUAAGGAUGCGGAGCUGGAGAACUGCUGUGAUCUUCCCAGCAACCCAUGCCAGAUUACACUUGCCACCCAACAUCCUUUAUUGGAGAUUUCAACCCCACUGCAACCACCUGCUGAGGCAGACAGCACAAAGACUGUCAACUGUUCUUGUCAUAAGGGAGAGAAGGGUGAUCAGGGCAUCCCUGGUUUUCAAGGACCCAGAGGCCCAAAGGGAGAACCGGGCAAAAUGGGAACAUACGGCCCUAAAGGACAGAAAGGAGAGCCAGGCAAAAUAAGCUAUACUUCAGUGGUGCAAGGUGAAAAGGGAGCAAUUCAUUUCUCUGGUUUACCUGGAAAGGAAGAAAGCAAAGGAGCUAAGGGCAAUCCUGGUAUUAAAGGAGAGGCAGGUCCACCAGGUGAGAAGGGCGCAAAGGGAGACCAGGGUUAUCCUGGAGAACAGGGUUUCAGAGGCCCAACUGGACCGCCUGGUGAUCAUGGUCUUGAUGGAUUUCCUGGAAAAAUCGGUCUUCCUGGAGAAGUGGGUGCAACUGGUCUUCCAGGGCUUUCUGGAGAUAAAGGAGAAAAAGGAGAAGCUGGACCUCCAGGCCUACCGGGGAGUGUGGUGGGGGAGUAUGAUGGCUUAAAAGGAGAACGAGGUGAGCCAGGACCUCGGGGCUUCCCAGGUUUGUCAGGCCCUCCAGGACCUAUGGGUCCUCCCGGUCUGGAUGGCAUUGCUGGAAAACCGGGUCCACAAGGUCAAAGGGGUAUUAAAGGAGAGGCUGGUAUUCCAGGAGCACCAGGACAUCCUGGAGAACAGGGGCUGCCAGGUGAAAUUGGAUUUCCAGGAAAACCAGGAUCAAUGGGAAAACCGGGUCCACCUGGAAUAGAUGGAAAAAAUGGUUUUCCUGGACCUCCAGGGGUUAAGGGGCAAGAUGGAGAGCCAGGCCAAGAUGGUUUGCCUGGAAGACCUGGUGAAAAGGGAGAAACAGGGAGUCCAGGUAUCACAGGCCCCAGUGGACAAAAGGGAGAACAAGGAGAUCGAGGUGCAACUGGUCCAAAAGCAGAAAAAGGUGAAAAGGGAUCUGUUGGACCUCCUGGUUCUCCAGGCUUACCAGGGACGACAACUGAUGGCUUUCCUGUACCCGGACUACCGGGCUUAAAUGGAGAGAAAGGAGACCCUGGAGAACCAGGAGAGCCUGGUCCACAGGGUAAUCCUGGACCACCUGGGAUCACUGGGGAAAAAGGUGAAAUGGGUAUUAUUGGAAGACCAGGUCCGCCAGGCCCACAUGGGGUACCAGGAAAUGUGGGAAUCCCUGGAGUGGCUGGUCCUCCAGGCAAGGAUGGUCUCAGAGGUGAGAAGGGGGCAUCUGGUAAUGAUGGUGAUCCAGGGGUGCCUGGAACUCCCGGUGACCCUGGGCCAGCUGGAAUCCCUGGACCACCAGGUGAAAGUAUAACCGGAAAAACGGGCCAGCCUGGUAGACCUGGCUUGCCAGGACCACAAGGACCCAAGGGUGAUCCAGGGGAUCCUGGAAUACCAGGGUUAGCAGGAGAAAGGGGACCUCCAGGUGAAGGAAUCCCUGGACCAUCAGGCCCGACAGGACCACAGGGUGAAAGAGGUCAUCCGGGUCCACGAGGUCCACCUGGACUCAGAGGCCAAAUUGGUCCCCCAGGAAAUGAUGGUUUGCCCGGUGCCAGAGGAGAUCCAGGACUUCCAGGAGACCCUGAAUUGUGUGGUAGCUGUCCAGCAGGUCCACCUGGAUUACCAGGAGUCCCUGGCUUCAAGGGAAGCAAGGGCCAUCCAGGCCUCCCUGGGAAAGAUGGAAAAGAUGGACUAAGGGGAGACCAAGGACCACCAGGGCCACCAGGACCACAAGGUCCAGAAGGGACAAUGGGUAGCAAAGGAGAACGUGGUUUGCCUGGUUCAUCUGGCGAAAAGGGAGAACAGGGUAAUCCAGGGUUACCAGGUUACCCUGGACCACCUGGCAAUCCAGGCCAAGUUGGAGCUGAUGGCGUUCCUGGAUCUCCUGGUGUACCAGGUUUACGAGGAGAGAAGGGACUUGCAGGAAAAGAUGGAAAAGAUGGGAAACCUGGACCUGCAGGAGAGCCGGGGGAGACAGGGAUGGUCGGACCACCAGGUCCACCAGGUACACCUGGAAAGGAUGGUGAACAAGGUCCUUUAGGACCUCAAGGUCCUCCUGGUUUGAGAGGAGAUCAGGGCAAACCUGGCCCUCCUGGGCCUGAAGGAAAGCCUGGUGAACCAGGUCUGCCGGGACCAAAGGGUUCAAAAGGAUCAAAUGGAGAUCCGGGCUUUCCAGGAGUUCUGGGGUUACCAGGAUCUCGUGGUCAUCCAGGAGAGACAGGAGCUCCAGGCAAGACAGGAUCUCCUGGCAAAUCUGGUGAACAGGGGUCCAAAGGCGAAAGGGGUGACCGGGGUUUUAAAGGUGAAAAAGGAAACCAGGGAGAGAAAGGACGAGCUGGUGAUCCAGGCCUUCCAGGAAUAAAAGGACAUACUGGGAUGAUGGGUCCAGUGGGGCCUCCUGGAGAACGAGGUUCAGUUGGAACACCAGGUCAACCAGGUCCUCCUGGCUUACCCGGGGAAAGAGGUGAACCACCAUCAUCUGAACAAUUGAGAAGACUUAUAAGGGAAGAGCUGUCGAAGCAGCUUGAUGCACGGUUGUCCUAUCUCAUAUCUCAGUUUCAACCCACUUCCAUUAAAUCAGCACCUGGAAAGCCAGGACCUCCUGGUCCACCAGGGAAUGAUGGAUUUCCAGGGAGACCUGGUGUUCCAGGAGAACCUGGUCAGCCUGGAGAACCUGGCCUAGAGGGAGCCAGAGGACCAGUAGGUCCAAAAGGUGAUAAAGGUGCAAAAGGUGAACAAGGGGCAGCGGGCAUUGGACGGAGGGGCGAUCCUGGUCUGCCAGGUCCUCCAGGGAUCGCAGGAACACCUGGCUAUGGAAAAGAUGGAAUUCCUGGUACUCCAGGCCCACAAGGAGAGCCUGGCCAACCUGGCAGUGUUGGUCCACAGGGACCCCCUGGGCAGAACGGAAUCUGUGACCUGGCACAGUGUGCUUACUAUGCGAGCAUGGCCAGUCGGCCAGCCAAUCAAAAAGGACCUUAAAUCAAGAUAAGAAGAGUUUGAUACAUUUGAAGGAUUGAGGCUGUUAGCUUGAAAUACAAUAAUAAUUAGCAGUCUGAACAAAGAUCACUCCAAGCUGGCCGGGUGUGUUUUGAUGCAAGUUCCUGUUCUCUCACUGGAGAAUUGGACUGGAUGCCAGCCAUUAAGCACACAUUGGAGAAUCCUUCUGCAAAUCUGCACCAGCUCUUAAUUGUGA